Molecule: messenger RNA, 8258 nt
Organism: Monodelphis domestica (gray short-tailed opossum)
Lineage: Eukaryota; Metazoa; Chordata; Mammalia; Didelphimorphia; Didelphidae
Gene: KIF26A
Product: kinesin family member 26A
Biological process (GO): microtubule-based movement
Molecular function (GO): ATP binding; microtubule motor activity; microtubule binding
Source: RefSeq, a predicted model, not a curated record
GGGCGCUGCCGCUGGAGAGCGGGCUGGACGCCGCGGGGAGCCCCGAGCAGCGACAGGCGGUGCGGAGAGAGCAAGAGCAAGUCAACGAGCAAGCGGGCGGGCGGACGAGUGGAGCAGCUAGCUACGCGGCCGCAGCUGCGGGCGGGACCCGCAGAGAGCCUCCACCCGCUGGAGCUAGGCGCCGAGAGGAGGAGACGGCACAGAGGGCGCUUGGAGGCAGCUCCGCAAGCAUGAGGGGGCAGUGACAGGGAGCCUGGAGGCUCGGACAGGCGAUUUCCAGCCCGCCCGCCUCCAGCCACUUGUUCCCUGAAGCUCCAGAGCUCAAAUAGGAUGGCUUUGCCGAAACCUGCGGAGCCUGCGUCGGGCGCCUCGAGGAAAGCGCCUAGCCUGCUGGAGAUGGGCGCACUCUGCUUGGACUCGGAGAUUAUCUUCGGUUUCACAAGUCACCUCCUGCGCAGGAGAGGAAAGGUGGCCGAGGGAAGCCCGUGCCGGGAGCCGCUGCCCCUGGAGCUGUCCCCACGAAAGAGACUACCGGCUGCGCCCCCAGACGAGGAUCGAUGUGGCAACCGCCCCCCGCCCGAGGGAGCCGGAGCCGGAGCUGGGGCUGGAUCAGAGCCAGGCCACUUUGAGCGAUCGGGGAGAGGGGGCUGGUGCCGCCACUGUCAGACCAAACUCGCCGAACUCAAGAGACAGGCCUGGAAACUGGUCGGUGGGCAGGGUACGCCCCUCGGGGAUCCAAGAAUUUCAGCUUUAAUUCUUGACAGACUCCAAGUGCCUGAAUAUCUCCAGAGGAACCGGUUGGAAGGAGAGAGUCGCUGUGAUGUGUGUGCCACUCACCUGAACCAGCUUAAGCAAGAAGCCAUCCAAAUGGUCCAGGUGUCUUCCUGCCAGGAGAAGCCUGACCACCCACAUGGUCCUGGGGCCCUGGCCCGCUUGGCAUCCCAGAACCUGGCCACUCAUUGCUCCUUGAGUGGAGACUUGCCUUUGGCCUCAGGGCAAGUGGGGAAGCAGCAGACUUCUCUCUUCCCUGGGGCAGAGAGGAAAAAAGCUCUAGCAUGGCCCCCAGGCUCUGGGGGCUUUCCCAACUCCAGCGUUCAAGUCACUGUGGCUCCCACAGGCCUCGGGGGUGCCUUGAGUUCUGUAACCAUCCAGGCUCAGCAAUACCUGGAAGGCAUGUGGAGCAUCUCCAGGGUGAACAGUUUCCUCCCACCAGCUUGCCUGGCAGAAGCAGCUACGGAGCAGGCGAAGGACGGAUCCCGUGGCCCAGGCGUCCCUGGGCAACACCGCUGUGACCAGCCUGGAUGUUGUCCUCCUGGCACUUCACAGAGUCUGGUGGCACCAGCGGGAGUCUCAACAGGUACUUCUGCUGCAGCUUCCUUCUUCAUAAGAGCAGCCCAGAAGCUCAACCUGGCCUCUAAGAAGAAGAAGCCGCACCCACCCUUGACCCCCGCACACGACUUUUCCAUUUAUGGGACAAACUUUAGCGGUGUGCUGCAGCUUUGCCCUCCGCCGGCGCCCCCCUGCCUACUGAGAUCGGUGGCCAAGGCCAAAGAGAACCCAGGCAUUGGGAAGGUGAAGGUGAUGGUGAGGAUCUGUACAUCCCCGGGCGCUCCUCACUCGUCCGAGCCCAUGUCCUUCCUGAAGGUGGAUGCCCGGAAGAAACAGGUGACGCUGUAUGACCCAGCUGCUAGUUCCCCGGCCAAUGGGGGCUCCCGGAGAACCCCUGGUGCAGUCCCCAAGAUGUUUGCUUUUGACGCUGUCUUCCCACAGGAUGCUGCCCAGGCCGAGGUGUGCUCCGGAACUGUGGCAGACGUGAUCCAGUCAGUUGUGAACGGUGCUGAUGGCUGCAUAUUCUGCUUUGGACACGUCAGGCUUGGGAAGUCAUAUACCAUGAUUGGGAAGGACCAUUCCACCCAGAGCUUGGGGAUUGUGCCCUGUGCCAUUUCUUGGUUAUUCAAGCUGAUCAAUGAGCGGAAAGAGAAGACGGGAACCCGAUUUUCUGUUCGCGUCUCUGCUGUGGAGAUCAGUGGCAAAGAUGAAAACCUCAAAGACUUGUUAGGUGAAGUCGCCAGUGGCAGCCUUCAGGAUGGCCAGUCUCCUGGAGUUUACCUCCGAGAGGAUCCUGUUUGUGGGACACAGCUUCAGAACCAGAGUGAGCUCCGGGCCCCAAGUGCAGAGAAAGCUGCCUUCUUCCUGGAUGCAGCACUCGCUGCCCGGAGCACCAGCCGAGCGGACUGUGAUGAAGAGGACCGAAGGAACUCACACAUGCUGUUCACGCUCCAUAUCUACCAGUACCGGAUGGAGAAGUGUGGCAAAGGAGGAAUGUCAGGUGGCCGGAGCCGUUUGCAUCUCAUUGAUCUUGGGAGUUGUGAAAAAGUGCUGAGCAAGAAUCGGGAACCUGGUGGGUCCCUCUGCCUGUCUCUGUCUGCCUUGGGCAAUGUGAUCCUGGCCUUAAUCAACGGUGCAAAGCAUGUGCCAUACAAAGACAACAAGCUAACAAUGCUCCUUAGGGAGUCACUCGGCAACAUCAACUGUAGGACCACCAUGAUCGCCCACAUCUCGGACUCUCCAGCAAACUAUGCAGAGACCCUCACCACAGUACAGCUUGCCUCCCGCAUCCAUCGGAUGAGAAAGAAGAAGUCCAAGUAUGCAUCCAGCUCUUCAGGAGGAGAGAGCUCCUGUGAAGAGGGUCGAGUACGGAGGCCCCCACACCUGAGGCCUUUUCACCCUCGCACAGUGGCCUUAGAUCCUGACCUUCCUGGCCUGGGUCUUUCCAGUGACCCUGAUUAUUCCUCCAGCAGUGAGCAGUCCUGUGACACCGUCAUCUAUGUGGGGCCCAAUGGGGCUGCCCUGUCUGACCGCGAGCUCACGGACAAUGAAGGUCCACCAGAGUUUGUCCCUAUCAUCCCGUCGCUCAAUAGGAAGCGGGCCAAGGAUGGGCUGGGUGGCCCCUGGAGCUCAGACAAGGACCAUUUUAAGUGUAAUACGUUUGCAGAACUGCAGGAGAGGCUGGAGUGCAUCGAUGGGAGUGAGGAGCCCGCUCGUUUUGGUGGAGGUGACUCCCCCGGGGUAGUGAAUGGCAGUGGGCUGGGCAGUGCUGAGGCUGGCCUGGCCAAGUCAGCCAAGGAGAAGCCACCCUCUCCAUUGAGGGGGUGCAAGAAACCUGCAUUAUUAGAGGUGGCCUCCCCCAAAAAGGGGCCCGGCCUCCAUUUCUCAGCAGGAUCUCCCCGCAAUGGUGCCUGCCCAGGAAAUGGCUCCUCUCAAGGCCAGGUGGAUCUCCCCAAUUCCACCCCUGGAGGUGAUGGGAGAAAAUCAGAUGUGGCAUCAGAUGGAGGGAGAGAUACAACCUCACAUUUGUCGGGACCCUCAAAGCCAGAUGUGUCCAGGAGCCCAGACCGGGGCACUGCUCCAGAGCCAGUCAUCAAGGAUAAGGCUAUGUAUGGGAAGCGACCUCUGCCCAGUCCAGCACCGCCACCUCCUCAGCAGAAGGACCUCACACCCCAGAGCAACAUGUGUUCCAAGCCCGAGGAUGGCGGGGUCCGGUCACCCCCACUAGGAAUGAGUAAGCAGAAGGGGAGUUCUGGGGAGAUGCCUCCUGCCCAGGGAGCUUCCCCACCAGCAUCCGCCAGCACCUUGGAGGUGCACAGCUUCCACUCAGCCUUCCGGGGCAAGUGCUUUGACCGGGACAUCCUCACAACCACGGUGACCCUCCAGCAGCCAGUGGAGCUGAAUGGGGAAGAUGAGCUGGUGUUCACAGUGGUGGAGGAGCUGUCCAUCAGUGGUAUGGUAGACUCUGGUAGGCCCACAAGCAUAAUCAGCUUUAACAGUGACUGCUCCCUGCAGGCCCUGGCCUCGGGCUCCCGCCCAGUCAGCAUCAUCAGCAGCAUUAACGAUGAGUUUGAUGCCUACACGUCUCAGGCUUCCGGGGUGAACAUCGACAUCGUCCUGCCCUUCGGUGAGGGCGCUUUUUCCUCGGGAAGCCGCCGCUCUUCCAUCAGCUCCUGGCUCAGUGAGGUCAGCCUCUGCACCAUGGAUGGUGAUGGGAUGCCCCCUGGGGAGGUCCUCACUACAUCCUCUCCAUUCGCCUGUGAUCCCGCUGGGGACAGCUUUACCUUGGACUCCCCCGGCGUCACUGUCACUUUUACCCCGGGGAACCUCAAGAACUCAUUGAAUGACAGCGGGCUUUGUGUAUCGGAGCUGGACAGCUUGGAGAGUGCCAGCUCCAGAAAGAUGUCACCAGUCACCCCGAAGAGCCCUCAGAACUUGGGAUGCACCAAAGCUGCCCCCACGCCAGGCGUCUCCAGGAUCCCCAACCAGCCCAGGCGGGCCGUGAGGGCUGGGAACCCUCAAGGGACACACAAGAUGCAAACCAUCCAUUCUAGUCUUCCUCGGACUCUGAGAACUACUACCUCAACCCCCCAUUAUAUGGGUGCCAUGCACCAUAGCCAUGAACUGCCCAGCCCAGGGGGGCUCUUCGAUGACCCGUGGCUAGUGAGAGUGGAUGUCCCACCAGGCACCCACUCCACAGACCCACUGUCCUCUCCUAGUAACCCUCCACUAGUGAUGGACCCCUUAAAUGUGCCCUGCAGGGAGGCCUCAGGGCUUAGGCCCCCCAAGUCCCAGACAAUGUUGGCCUGUUCUCAGAGGGUGGUGGACGGAUGUGAAAUGUCUUGCAAGUCAGCUGGGGACCAUGCUAGGAAACCAGAGGUUCUGACUCAAAUCCCACCCCUGAGGAGAGGGGCCACCACUCUGGGAGUGAUGCCAGUGGCUCGAGGUGGAGAUAACCCCGAGGCCCUGGCCCGAGGCAAUCUUGACUCCACCUUGACCACCAGUAGCCUGAAAGCCUCUGUGGGGAAGAAGAGCGGCCUCCAGAAGUCCAGCCUCUUACCCAGGCCCAGUGGGACAGGACCCCCUGCUCCGCCCGUCCGGAAAUCAAGCCUUGAGCAAAAAAGCGGCGUUUCUCCGUGUAGGGGAAGCCUGGACCCUGGAAGAGCCCAGGCUUCCAAAGCGGAAGAAGAGGCAGAGCCGAGACCCAGACCCGGUACAGGCUGGGUUUCAGAGAACCUGAAAGGCAAAGCCACCGUCAAGAGUGAGCACUCUCUGCCCAAGAGUACCUCCAGCUUGAAGGCGAGAGCAGCCAAGCCGGAAGGAGUGCAUCGUUACGGAAGCCACAUGUCUCUGGAGCGGUGCGAGGGCCUGGGCUUGGGGGGAGCCAAGGCUGACGGGGGGAGCGGCAACGUUGGGAGGCAGGGGCGAUCUGUGCCCCGGCUGGGUGUGCCCCCUGCUGCCCCUGCUCCCGUGUCCCCCACAUCCUACAUGACUCCUGCGCCCUGCAAGGGCGGCUCGGCUCGGAGCGUGGCAAAUGCCAAGUCACCGGCUGGGGGGAGCAAGAGCCGGAACCUCCUGGCCGGAGGGUCCCGCUCGCUCAGCUCUUCGGUGAAGUCCCUGAGUCAGCAGCCUGCUGGGAAGAGCACGGGCGGCCCCCCGAACAGCAAGGUGGCCCCACGCACCAUGCCUGGGGUCAGCAGCAAGCCCAGCCGGGGAACCAUCAUGGGCACCAAGCAGGCGAUGAGGGCCGCCAAUAGCCGUGUGAAUGAGCUGGCCUCGGGGAACUCUGGCAAAGGGGGCCAUUCCCGGAGCUCUGCAGACUCGGACAGCGGCAACGACAGCGGUGUGAACCUAGGCGAUGAGAAGGUGCCCGUGCCCGCCUUGCCCUCCCCCUACAGCAAGAUCACGGCCCCCCGGCGGCCUCAGCGCUACAGCAGCGGGCACGGCAGUGACAACAGCAGCGUGCUGAGUGGGGAGCUGCCACCGGCCAUGGGCCGGACGGCUCUGUUCUACCAUAGCGGCGGCAGCAGUGGCUAUGAGAGCAUGAUUCGGGACAGCGAAGCCACCGGGAGCGCCUCUUCGACCCAUGACUCCAUGAGUGAAAGUGGCCUGUCAUCUCCAGGGGGCCGGAUGAGGAGCUUGAAAUCCCCCAAGAAAAGGUCAACAGGUCUGCAGCGGCGGCGCCUGGUUCCCACUCCCCUGCCUGAUGCUGCAGCCCUGGGCAGGAAGCCCAGUGCUGCCGGGCAGUGGGUAGAUCUCCCCCCUCUGCCUGGCACUCUGAAGGAGCCCUUUGAAAUCAAAGUGUAUGAGAUUGAUGACGUGGAGCGCCUGCAGAGGCACCGACGGGAGGAGCCCGAGCCUUUCCAGGAUGUGGAAAAGGGUCUGAUGUAUUUUAAUGCCAAGCUGAAGGUCCUAGAGAGGAGACAUCAGCGAAUCAAGGAAGUGAAGGCCAAGCAUGAACUCCUGAGGGAGGAGCUAGAAGAGACCAAGAACCGGCUGAUGAUGGAUCCUAACAAGUGGAGAGAAGAAUUUGAAGUGGACCCAGAGCUGGAUAAAGAGUCUGAAGAAUACCUGGAGGCUCUCGAACAAGCUACAGAAGAUCUGGAACAGUGUGUGAACCUGUGCAAAGCCCAUGUCAUGAUUGUCACCUGCUUUGACAUUGGUGUGUCUGAUGUACAGGAAGUGGAAGUCUGAGAGCAGACCAGCAUGGACGGGAUGGGAGAGGAAUGGGAUGGGAAAGGGAUAGGACAAGGGAAGGGACAGAAAACAGAAUCCGGGGCGAUGCCUGGUUGUGCCAAGGUUGCAAUGCCAUAAGGAAGUGACAAGGGAAACAGGAAUGUAGAGGUGAAAGGAGCAGCAGGGUGGGAAAAUGGGAGGGAGAGAGGGGAUGGACGUGGGCAAGGAACUGGAAUGUUUCACAAUCAACAUGGUGCCUCAUUCAAGACCAAACUGUACAGAGAGUGAGAAUGAACCAUGCCUGACUGACUGACGGACUGACGGACGGGCAGACGGGCAGACAGGAACUGAGGAUUAAGAACACCAACAGACAUUCCCCUAACAAUGCCAAGUGCCUUUCAUGUUAAUUGGACUUUUUUUUUUCUCCCUUUGGUGCUAGAAAUUUGGAAGCCAGUAGCCCAGGCAUCAGCUGUUUUCCUAUAGGACCUUCAAUAUUGUAUCAUGUAUUUUUGACCCCACGUAAGAACCCCAUAGUAAUGAGAGCAAUAAGCACAUGACUAUUUCCUACUGGUCUUACCUUCUGAUUUCAUAGAAAAGUGAUUUGAUGUAGCAAAAUUUAAAUGGCCAGGAAACCUAGCAGGGUUUGGAUCCAUGAUUUUUUUUAUAGGUAUUUCUAUCUUUCCAAAGGACAUGGGAUGAGUUUUGAUGAGGACUGGUUUUCAUUCACUCCUCAGAGCAGAACUAAAAUUGGCUUUAUUUCUAGUUGAUUCUUUUUUGGCUAAAAGUUUCCUUCACACACAUCCUUAUCUGAUGCCUCAUUGAGGUGUGAGGGUGACCCCUAGGCUUCUGAAGCCUAUGAGUGUAGAGCUAGCCAAGCUAGAAAAGCUUUGAGUAUUGGCCUCCAUGGGGGCUGAAAUCCCGUUUGGUCAUGGCCAAGGCUCAUCACCAGAGGAUUAGCCACUAGGAGGUAGAAUAUUUUUUCGGGGUGGGGUGGGGCCCAGCAACUCUACUAAAUUGUGAGAGGGGUUGGGAACUGUGUUUUUGGAGGACCCACAUGGAUGAGAGUCAUGGUGGAGAUUGAAGUAUAUACAUUUGGGCCCAAAGGGGACUGUUAACUAUGGAACAAACUCAUCCGUGUUUGAAUUAACCUCAUUUUCUACAAACCUGUUCUUCCCCCUUGGGGAAAGCAGUGGCCAAGGGCUUAGCAAAAAGCACCAAGAGCCUUCUUCAGUGGCAGGAAUAGAGCCUCCAAUUUCUUACCAAAAUAAACCAGCAAAAAAAAAAAAGGUUGGGGGGAAGAGUUUUGUAAAUGUUUCAUUAGGUUCAUAUUUUUCUAUCGUUUUGACCAUGAAGCCAAUAUUUGCAUCAAAAACUUUGGAAUCAAAAAAUCAAACUUUACCCAGUUUUUGUAAUGAUGAAUGAAUGCUCAGGACAUGAGUGAGAUGGACGGCUGCAUGAAUUUGUGCUGAGUAUGGAGGGAGGGAGGGGGGGUGGUGGGAGGGAAAGAGGCUGGCCCAGAAGUUCCCUGAGGGGGGGGGAGGUUUGGGCCAAUCAAUUGUUGCCAAAUGAGGAAAAAAGGAAAAAGAAAACAAAUUUUUCCUAGGGUUGAAUAUUGUAUGUAAGGUCCCAUUUCAUACGAAUCAUAUUUUCUGAUCAUUAUGAUUUAUAGGGGUUUUAUGAGCCUUUGUAUAAAUGUGUAUGAUAACAUGGCAUCCCCACUUUUACUUGUGAAUAAAAGAUACAUUUAUUGUUAA